UUGGGGUUAGAUUAGAUUGUGAACUAGCCAAUGCAAGAGUAGGAGUAUAUACUUUUUAUAUUCAAGAUACCAAUAUUAAUUUUACGAAUAUACAAUCUUUAAAAGAAAUGCUUGAUGUAAAUAAUCCAUAUAUUACUUAUUUACAAUAUAUUUCAGAAAUAUCCCACCAAUAUAUUACAAAACUGUCUUUAAUUAUCCAUACUAAUAUUCCUGAGUUAGACCAGAAGACCAACAAUAUGUUCACUGCACUUAACUCCUCGAAUACAUCAAUAUGGAUAAAUGAUGACAAUAUUUUAGAUUGCAAUGUGCUUAAUAAUAAUAGUGAUAGUUCAGCAUAUAAUAACUCACAUCAUGUAGGUCACAAAAUAAUUUUUCCUGCAACAUUUGUUGAAAGUCUUUACAAUAUGUUUCAACAUUAUCAAGAUACAAUAGUUUUAGUUCAUAUUAGAAAAUCAGAUUUAUUCAUUAUUGUAACUUGCAAUUUGAAAUGGCUGAAAAUUAAAGCUUCAUCAUUCCCUGAACAAAAGGUAGAAGAUAUAUCCAAUGUUACAGAAUUACCUCAUACAUAUUUUUUGUUAAUACUUCAUCCUGAUGAUAAACCAAUGUCUCCUGAUAAUUAUGAUGAAAUUGUUCAAGCUGAAAUACCUAAUUCAGCCACUAACCUGAAGACUUACACUACUGUCAUUACAAGUAUAGUACAUGAUCUAUGUGGUUAUUUAAAUCCUAACACUCUGUGUAUAACUGUAGAAGAAAAUGGUCAUAAACAAU
This is a messenger RNA of Diversispora eburnea, 768 nucleotides long. The record is from the annotation of a GenBank genome assembly. NCBI's taxonomy places the organism in Eukaryota, Fungi, Glomeromycota, Glomeromycetes, Diversisporales, Diversisporaceae.